GUUCUCAGUGGCAUUGCUUUGGUAUGUUCAAAUUUUGUUUCGUCAGGGGAUCAGGACUAACCGAAGAUGCUCCCGAUUAGCCGAGUAAGCAGCAGAAUUAGAAAUGCAUUUCAAUCCACCGUCACUGUUCCUCUACGACAAAAUUCUGAUCGACCCCAGGGUCAGGGCCUGUUAGUGGAUGAGAACGAUGUGGUGGAAUUGGAAGUGGACAACUUUGGCAGUUCGAAGCAUCUGAAAAACUUCAAAGUCGCACCAAUCGUGGCAUUGAAACACCAUGCGAAACUCAACAAGCAGCCUGAGCCCCGCUACUCCUGGAGACGUAGUUUCUAUGGCCGUGGCAUUGAAGUAGUCGUUGCUUACCAGGGUGUCAACUACCGGCUCGUCAGUCGGUUGAAUCCCGAUCAUGACGAAUCACUUAUUAGGCACAUGGCUGCACUUGGUGUCCUGCGGAAGCUGGGUGUUCAGGAUUAUAUGUCAGACCGAAUAAGACAUGCCAAUCUAGGGCACGCAAAGCACUUGGCUCGCAUCACAGCUAUGCACUUAGAGGAGGAUCAAGAAGAGGACAAUGAGCCAAUCUUUGGUGCUGCACAUACGGCGAGCAAAGCUACCGCACCGACAUCAUUCAACGUGGCAUCACUGUUCCAGGCGGGCGCUUUUGACAUGCCAGCACCAUUGCCAAAGUCAAAGGACGCGUCUGCAAGUGCAACCCCGACUGCAUCCUCUCAAGCUUCGCCAUCAUCCACGGCUGUACCCGUUUCUUCCUUAAACUCCGCCUCAUCCAAGCCUAGGACAGAUGUUGAGAACACAUGACACGUUUUACAGCUUUUACACCCGCAUUCAUUGCUGCUCAUCCCCCUAAUGUCAUGGCCAGGCUGGCUUCUAAGCUUUGAAUCCGCCGCCUAAGAAGAAGUAAGGAACUGUUGUUUAGUUUUUUUUAAGAUGGGCUUAUGCGACUCGCUCACUGACAAUGGUCAAUGGCUAAGAAGAUACGUCUUGGCUUUCACUCCUACUGUCUGUGUUGUUGUGUUGUCAAGCCGUGACUGAGUACCCCAGGCACAGGACGAAUACCAUGGCCGGGGCUCAGAGUUCUACAACGCCCUGAUAUAGCAGCAUAGUACAGUCAGUAUUGCCUAUAGCGCUGGUCUUUGAUUUUGAGCAUUUUAUCACGAUAAGCGAUAUAUUACUACUAUACUGCA
Sycon ciliatum is the source of this 1196-nucleotide messenger RNA. RefSeq lists its product as uncharacterized. NCBI's taxonomy places the organism in Eukaryota, Metazoa, Porifera, Calcarea, Leucosolenida, Sycettidae. Bases 67 to 810 code for a protein of 247 amino acids. The record is from RefSeq and is a predicted model, not a curated record. The transcript is spliced from 5 exons.